This is a messenger RNA of Populus trichocarpa (black cottonwood), 4665 nucleotides long. RefSeq lists its product as uncharacterized. NCBI's taxonomy places the organism in Eukaryota, Viridiplantae, Streptophyta, Magnoliopsida, Malpighiales, Salicaceae. The record is from RefSeq and is a predicted model, not a curated record. The transcript is spliced from 8 exons. The coding region runs from base 459 to 4295 and encodes 1278 amino acids.
AAUCUCUUUCUCUUUGUUCUCUCAUAUCUUCUCCCCUUGCUUCCCUUCCAUUUCUCUCCUUAAAUAGUAUAUUAUAAAAACAACAACAACCAAAUCUCGGCAUCCUCUCUUCCUCAUAUAUAUGAAACCCUCCUCUCUUCCUUCUCUUUUUUUGGUCCAAUUCAAUCGAAUCCUUCAUCUACGAUCUUGAUUUCUAUUCUUUCUAUUUUUUUGGGUUUUGAUUUUCUUGUUUAUUAGUUCCUGUUUUUAUUGAAUUAUUGAAUCGAUUUGGGUUUUGGAUCCCUUCUUCUCAUGAUUUGUAUUAUAGAAAAAAUAAAAAUAAUGAGGGGUAGAGAUGGAGGGAUUGAUGGUGGUGGUGAUGAUGAUAAAUCUAAGAUGAGGAUGGGAGUACAGAAUUAAUUAUAAGAAUCUUGUGAUUGAAUUCAAUAAAAUUAAUUACAUAACAAGUAUAAUAUAGGAUGCCAGGAUUAGCACAGAGAAAUGAGCAAUUUAGAAAUGCAACAUCAUCUGGGGGUUCUUACUCAAUUUCUGCUAAUGGGUUCUGGUCUAAACAUCGUGAUGAUGUUAGCUUCAACCAGCUCCAGAAGUUCUGGAGUGAGCUGCCACCACAAGCUCGACAGAAGCUACUGAGGAUAGACAAGCAAACCCUGUUUGAGCAAGCUCGUAAGAACAUGUACUGUUCUAGAUGCAAUGGGCUAUUGCUCGAAGGUUUUAUGCAGAUUGUCAUGUAUGUUAAGUCUUUACAGCAGGAAGGGGGAGGGGGGCACAUUCCCUGCAACAGACUGGAAGCCUCGAAAAAUCUAAAUGAUUGUGGAUCACAUGUACCUAAUGGGUGCCAAGAUGAAAUUCAAGAUCCAUCUGUCCAUCCUUGGGGUGGUCUCACGACGACACGUGAUGGAUCAUUGACGCUUCUGACAUGCUACUUGUUUUCAAAGUCUCUGAAGGGACUCCAAAAUGUCUUUGACAGUGCACGAGCAAGGGAGCGGGAAAGGGAAUUGCUCUAUCCUGAUGCCUGUGGUGGGGGAGGUCGGGGUUGGAUUAGCCAAGGAAUGGCAAGUUAUGGUAGAGGACAUGGAACAAGAGAGACAUGUGCACUGCAUACUGCCAGGCUUUCUUGUGAUACACUAGUGGAUUUCUGGUCAGCACUUGGAGAAGAGACCCGGCUGUCUCUUUUAAGGAUGAAGGAAGAGGAUUUCAUAGAGAGGCUCAUGUGCAGGUUUGACAGCAAGAGAUUUUGUAGAGAUUGUAGAAGGAAUGUUAUUCGUGAAUUUAAGGAGCUGAAGGAGCUGAAGCGCAUGCGACGAGAACCUCGCUGCACUAGUUGGUUUUGUGUUGCAGACACUGCCUUCCAAUAUGAGGUGUCUGAUGAUUCUGUCCAAGCUGAUUGGCGCCAAACCUUUUCUGAUACUGUUGUAUCAUACCAUCACUUUGAAUGGGCAGUUGGAACAGGAGAAGGAAAAUCUGAUAUUCUAGAAUUUGAAAAUGUAGGCAUGAAUGGAAGUGUUCAAGUCACUGGUCUAGAUCUUGGUGGUUUGUCUGCAUGUUUUAUCACUCUGAGGGCUUGGAAAUUUGAUGGCCGCUGCACCGAGCUUUCUGUAAAAGCUCAUGCCCUAAAGGGUCAACAAUGUGUGCACUGCAGGCUCGUAGUAGGUGAUGGUUUUGUUACAAUUACCAGGGGGGAAAGUAUCAGAAGGUUUUUUGAGCAUGCUGAAGAGGCCGAGGAAGAAGAGGAUGAUGAUUCUACGGAUAAGGACGGAAAUGAACUUGAUGGAGAAUGCUCCCGUCCCCAAAAGCAUGCGAAGAGCCCUGAACUUGCUCGAGAAUUUCUUCUAGAUGCUGCAACUGUUAUUUUUAAGGAACAGGUUGAGAAGGCUUUCAGAGAAGGAACUGCUCGCCAAAAUGCACAUAGCAUCUUUGUUUGUCUUUCACUAAAACUACUGGAAGAUCGGGUUCAUGUUGCUUGCAAAGAAAUUAUUACAUUGGAAAAGCAGAUGAAGCUUCUUGAAGAAGAGGAAGCAGAAAAACGUGAAGAAGAAGAGCGCAAGGAGAGAAGAAGAACAAAAGAAAGAGAGAAAAAGAUUCGAAGGAAGGAGAGGUUGAAAGGAAAAGAAAGGGAUAAAGAAAAGAAGUGUCCUGAAUCAAAUGAUAUUACCAUAUUUCCUGAUGUUUCAAAGGAUGAAACAACACCAAGUGUUGAUGAAGAACUGAACAAUGCUAUCUGCUGUAGGGAUUCAGUAAGUGAAACAGGCGAUAUUUCUCUGUCCAGGCCUGGAUCUCCUGACAUUCAAGAUCAACAGUUUUCAUAUGGAUGUGAGACUUCUAUAAUGGAAAAUGAUUCCUACGAUAGUCCUGAUGGGGAGGUUGCAAAUUUGAAAGAAGGGACCGGCUCUUUUUCGACCGAACAAUCAAAAUAUUCGCGCCGACGAUUGAAAUUUCGGAAAGAAGUUCAACUUGAUUCAUCUUUGAAGUGGCCUGAUAGACGUCGAUUUGCAGUUAUUUCAGAAAGUGGGGCCGUGGUUAAUAGAUCUGAGUUAAGACACCACAGUGAUAAUUUUGAGACUCCUCCUAGGCUUGUUAAUGGAUUGAAUAGGUUGUCAAGGAUUAAUGGUCCAAAGUCCAAUGGUCGAAAUUGUGGCCUUAAGUUCAACGAGAACUUCCAUUGUUCCCACAACAGGAUGAAUGACAGAUAUGACUUCCAUUCUUGCAGCUGUCACCAGAACAUUGAAUGCAGGGUAAAGGUUGAACCACAUGUUUCAUCAUUAAGAUCGGAUCAAGAGAGCAAAUCUGUUGGCAAGUCAGAAGCAGUGAUGGAUAUGCCCAAGCAGUUCUAUCGUGGUACCAAAUAUAGUCCAGUAAAUUACAUGCGUGAAGGUUGUGGAAGAAUCAAAAUCAAAUCCAGCAUGGGAAACAAUUCUAAGAAAGUCUGGGAGCCCGUAGAAUCACAAAAGAAGUACUCUAGAAGAAGCUCAGACUCUGAUGUUACCAUGAGCUCAUCUACUAAGGUUGAAGCCGUGGUACCAGACAGCAAACUCUUCAAGUCAUCUGGUGAUAUGUGUUCCAGUGAAGUUACAGGAGAUUCCAUUGAAACUGAUCAUGAUGAGAAUAACUUGAAGGAAUCAAGGGACCGCAGCCUUGCAACAGUUGAAGACUGCCAGAGUGGAUGCCAUGUGGAAGCGAAUGGUUGCUACUCGACAGAAACUUCUUAUGAGGAAGUCAGUUCAUGUCCUGCAAAAAACUCUGCAUCGUCUGAGACUUCUGAUCCUGGCAUUGGAAGCUCUUUGAGUUCUGAUAACUGCUCAUCUUGCCUUAGUGAGGGAGAUAGCAAUACAGUUUCUUCAAACAAUGGACAUCCUGAAUCGUCUUCCACUUCAGAUUCAGAAGACACCAGUCCACAAUCAGAAGGAAGAGACACUUCAACAUGCAGUGGAAAUGGUUUCUCCAAUUCUCAUGAACUGGUGCUGGACAACAAACCGAGUACAAAUGGAGAUGAGGUGUUUGGAAGCAAGAAACCUUUUGAGCUUCAACCAGAUGGUCUAAGAUUGAACAUUUUGGGAAAUCCACCUACAACAACUGUCCAAAAUCCUGACAAUGGAAUACCUACUGUUAGUGUGGGUUUGCAACGUCAAGUUGUGUUUCCACCUAUGCAUAACCAUAAUUUACAGUUUCCAGUUUUUCAAGCUCCUUCAACAAUGGGCUACUACCAUCAUCAAACUCCAGUUUCUUGGCCGGCAGCUCCAGCCAAUGGAUUAAUGCCCUUUCCCCAGCCUAACCACUAUCUAUAUGCUGGUUCUCUUGGCUAUGGUUUGAAUGGAAACUCACGCUUUUGUAUGCAAUAUGGUCCAGUGCAGCAUUUGGCAACUCCGGUGUUCAAUCCUGGUCCAGUUCCAGUUUAUCAGCCAGUUGCCAAAGAAUAUGGCUUGAACUCAGAGGUACGAACAGAGACACGUAUGAUGCAGGAAACUUUAACUGAAGCUAAUAAGGAGAGGAUGGUUCCAGCUAAAUCACGUUCAACAGAAGCACCACCCAGUGGGGAAAGUGGGAAAGUCGAUAAUUCUGCCAAGUUGCCCAACGGUAAUAGUGGAUUUUCCUUGUUCCAUUUUGGUGGUCCUGUCGCUCUUUCAACAGGAUGUAAGUCGGAUCCUGUGCCUUCAAAAAAUGGAAUCAUUGGAGAUUUUUCUUCGAAGGUCACAACAAAUCAGAUUGAAAAUGAUCCUGCUUGCAAUAAAAAAGAGAUUGCCAUGGAAGAAUACAACUUGUUUGCAGCAAGUAAUGGCAUAAGGUUUUCAAUCUUCUAAUAUAUUAUUAAGAAGUUGUGAGGUAAGUGUUUGGGGCCCUACCUUCUUAUUUCGUAUUGGAAGUUUGAUACCAUGUAAGCCAGUUGACAAUAAUCUUCCGCCGAGAAAUUCCAAUUUUAGCUCUAGUUUUUUUCAGAUGAUUUGAUAUACAAUUUGGCUGAUUUUUUUUCCCUUUUUCUUUUUUAAUGUAGAGAGAGAGAGAGUUGGGAGAGUGGUAUAAUGUUUGAGGUUUUCUGUACGAGGUCAACUUUUUUUCUUUUCUUUUUCCUUUCUGAUGAAGCAUUUGUUGGUAUGAGAUUUUACAAUUGUUGAAAUCAUUUGAAUUUCUUUUUUGGCUCCUUUUACUUCUAUAAACUCUGCUAUUGACUUA